Vanderwaltozyma polyspora DSM 70294 is the source of this 3723-nucleotide messenger RNA. It is a transcript of the gene SPO71, whose product is annotated as Spo71p. The record is from RefSeq and is a predicted model, not a curated record. The transcript has a single exon. The coding region runs from base 1 to 3723 and encodes 1240 amino acids. Gene Ontology annotation, biological process: protein localization to prospore membrane; ascospore-type prospore membrane formation. NCBI's taxonomy places the organism in Eukaryota, Fungi, Ascomycota, Saccharomycetes, Saccharomycetales, Saccharomycetaceae. Gene Ontology annotation, cellular component: prospore membrane.
AUGACUAUUUCUAGGCUACAACUGUUAAAAAUAAUUAAUGAUUAUUCGGAAUAUGUCAAUAAGAUACAGGUAACAAAUAGUGAUGAUAAAAACAUCAUCUGUAUUCCAAGAACUUCCUUUACGGCAAGUAGGUUGAUGUUUAUGUCAUUUGAAGAUUUAGCAGAAAGUUCUAAAACAAUAUUGUUAGGUGGAAUCCCAGACCAAAUUUUAAGUCAAAAGAAAGAAUCUAUACUAAGAUCUUAUUUAAAUUGUAAUUCCCAAAAUAAACCAUUUAAAAGAAUUGAUCCUAUACAACAUAUUGAAGAAAUUCAAACCGCUGUUGAGCCUCCUUAUCAAAGGAAUAAAAUUUACAAGGUUGCAAAUUCCUUCUCAAAUACUUUGAGCAGACAAAAAAAACCCUCAGAUAUUGCUGAAAAUACUAUAAUAUCUCAUACCAUUAAAAUACAUACACUCAAUAUUAUAUGUAAUCAUCAAGGUCAAGAAAUCUUCACUCCGAUCAUUUCUCGUCAAUAUGAAAGUAUCCCUGAUGAAUCGCUCAGGAUAAUCAGUUAUCAUAGAUACAAGACUCCCAUAAUUAAAAAUAUUACUCGAAUGAUAACAAACAAUCAGUCACUAGAAUAUCAUUAUCCAUGUGAGAUUCAAAAUCAACAAAGGCCAAAAGCUUAUCUAAAAUCUACCAGUCUACAAACGAUCGAAUCUGAUGCAAAUGAAGCAAAAACUCGGAACGAUAGGACAGACAAAAAAUCUAAUACAAGAAAUACUGAAUAUUCAGAAUCUGGUUUUGAGUCUCAAGAGUUCUACUCCGCUUAUAAUGAUAACAAAUUACCAUUUAGGAAUUCUGGUGCCGAUAUAGAGUUAUUAAACCACUCUUCCAUAGUCCAGUCUUGCGAUGCACAAUACUUUCAAAAUUCCAAAGUAGACAUAAUUCCUGAAGAAGUCGAGACCAUUGAUAAAGGUUUUGUUUCACCAAAAAAAACAUUAAUAAAAAAUAAUAGAAAAAUGCUGACAUUAAACAGAAAUGAGAAGAAACCAAGAAAUGAUUCAUUGGCUUUAGCUUCUUCAGAGAAUAGGUCAUUAAAGGUACAGAGAUUAAAUAACUUCCUCAAUGAUCAAAUACUAUCUACUGGUAUUAAUACAACUGCCCCAUACAAGGAAAGACUCGGUACAAAUUCUUCUGUAAGAAGGCAAAAGCCUAGAAGUUAUAACUAUUCUGCAUUGAAUAAAACAGAAAACCUACUCACUUUACAACCAAAGCCUGUAGUUCUUUCAGAACAAGAGAUGUCUGAUUUGGAUUUAUAUCCUAAGCAUAAGUUUUUAACAAAUCAUUUGAACGACGUGACAGACAUGGCCAUCAGUAAGAUGAAAUAUGGGUUAUCAGAAAUAUUUGACCCAGAAAAUGGAUCGAAAUUGAGUUUAGAAGAGAAGGAUGUAAAAAGCGACAUUAUCAUAGCUGACAAGGUUUUGGUAAUGGUUAAGAUGUCGGAAUCUUACCAUGGUAUUUUAAAUAAGUUCACAGACGUCGAACAGAUAGAUACUAGGAUCGUUGAACGUUGGAAAGAGUAUCUGGUAAUCGGGAGAGAUUUUUCAAGGACUAGUAAAUGUAUUGACUUAGAAUUUUACAAAGAUCUUGGAAUUUCAACAGAUACAGUUGGGCCAGUAGCUUAUAAAUUUCAUUCUGAGAUUGAUAUCAAUUUUUGUUUUAAUGAAGAAUCUAUGGUGACGUUUUAUAAUGCAUUAGAUAAAACAAUUUGCAUACAGAGAUCAGGAAGAGGCGCCAAAGAAGGAUCAGGAUAUACAGGAAAAGGGGACCAUAGAUCUGCUACCAAUAUGAUGUUUUAUAUCUUUAAUUUUCAAACUAAAUCUGCUGCAUAUAAAUGGUAUAACUGUCUUAAGGGAUAUUUUGGCUUUAAUGAAAUUUGCAAAAACCUAACAGUUAAUAUUCCUGAUAUAUCAUUAUCUCUAACUUUAAAUCUUCAAGAAGAGGAUGUUAACCAGCUCGAUAUAUACGAGAGAAAUGAAAGUAACUACUUAAACCUCAUAAAAACGAGUCAUGGUUACAAAGUAAUACAGACCCCAAUAAUCAGAUAUCUUAAUCUUAUAAUUUUUACUGAGUUAAGAAAGAUAGGGCUUCAUUCCCAACUUGAUGAAUGGAUAAAGAACAACAUGAUAAUGGGUUGUAAUUUAAAAUACUAUGAUCGUCUUGAGUGGUCACCCGAAUCAGAGUUCAGAUUAUUAACGUGUGUGAAUAUAUUCAGAAAUUUGUUCUCAUUAGAAUACAGACCUUAUUCGCACCACCCUAGGUCUAUUGACCUUGAGAAUGGGAAGAAAGAAAAUGAACCAGUCAAUAUCGAAGGCUACCUAAUUAAAUUUAGUGAUAGAUUUGGAAAUGACAUUUCAAGAUUUGGUAGAAUGUAUAUGAGACCUAGUUAUUUUCUGACUUGUGAUAAUAUAUUAUUUUCAGUACCUGCAAGCAAAGCUACUCCUCCAUGUCCUUUGGAAUACGUCACAACAAACACAAUCAAUAGUUUUGAUAAUGAUACAUUCACUAACUCUGAGAAGGACACGUUCAGUUCUGAAAAUAUUUUUGAACAGAAUCCAUACCCUUUAAAUACCAAUAACGUCGUAGAUUGGGUAGAAGACUCUCAAAAUAAUAAUGAUUUUAUUAAAAAUGAUAGUUAUGCAAAAAUGUGUUUUAAGAGGCGUGUGUCACAAAUAUUUAAUUCGGACUCAAUUUUAAAUUUAACAGACAUAAAGAACAUUAGCCGAGGUGACCCAGAAGAGGCAAUAUAUUCAAAGAAAUGCCUGAAAGCACUAUCUUUUGGAAGUUUUUGGUUUUGGAACAAAAAAAGAACAAUCAAUGAUAUCGCAAACUCUAUCAUUUUUAUUUAUACGUCAAAUGGAUUGGCAAUGAAGCUGUUGGCACCAAAUGAGGUAGUUGCAAUGGAAUGGGUUACGAAACUAAAAAAAAGUGUAUCAUAUUGGACCAAACGACAGCGACACAUCCUCUCUAGAAUUAUCAGAUUAAAACAUACGAAUAUAAGUAACCUUAAAAUAUCUGAAAUAGAGGAAUCAAAUAUCAAUUCCAAUACACCCAAAUGGAUAGUUGAUCAUGGGAUUUCUGAUCCAUCUUUGUAUAAUAUUGAUGCAUUUUCAUUAUCACGACCAAUAUUAUCAAAGGGGUUCUUAUAUCAAAAGAUGAAAAAACAUUCAAACUUCUGUAAAUACUAUGCAAUCCUAAUACCAGGCUUCAUUCUAUUGUACAAUUGUUUUACUAGAUCAAAGACUGGGUUUCCAAGAAAGACAGUUGACUACGGCCAUUACGUCACAAUUCCCUUAAAAAACUGUUACAUAUAUUCAGGUAACAUAACUGAAAAUGAUUUAAUAAAAAUAAAAAACAAAUAUGAUGGCGUAGAUCUAGGGAAACAUAUUUUGCCAAGGGCAUAUGCUGAUGGUUGGACCUCAUUCGAAGAUGAGCCUUUAAGAUCUUUCACAAUCUGGUUUGGUUCACUCAAAUCAAAGGAUGAUAGGUAUAAUGCAAAUGAUGAGGUAAUUAAUAGUAAUUUGUCCAAAUCAAUUUACGAUGAAAACAUAACAGAUAUAAAGAAAAAGAAUGCUAAGAUCAGUGAUUCAGGUAAGAGUAUUAUAUUCUUAGCUAGGUCACGUCAGGAAAAAGAUUUAUGGGUACUAUCAAUUCAAUAUGAAUUAGAGCGCCUUAACUGUUAA